This is a messenger RNA of Anopheles marshallii, 957 nucleotides long. RefSeq lists its product as uncharacterized. The coding region runs from base 1 to 957 and encodes 318 amino acids. Gene Ontology annotation, molecular function: chitin binding. Gene Ontology annotation, cellular component: extracellular region. NCBI's taxonomy places the organism in Eukaryota, Metazoa, Arthropoda, Insecta, Diptera, Culicidae. The record is from RefSeq and is a predicted model, not a curated record. The transcript has a single exon.
AUGACAAAAUUACUCAUAAUCGCUAGCCUGUGCUGCCUCGUUGGUGCGGGUGUUGCUACUUUCCAGCGUCAAUCGAUCCUGAUACAAGGCAACUUUGUGCCUCGCAACUCAUCGGCUGACAGGGGACGGUGUCAAGGUCAACCUGAUGGAACACUUUUCCCGUCAGUCAACUGCUCGAACUUUAUCAAUUGCGAGGGAGGUCAGGAACAAGAAGUUGCAUGCCUGCCAGUAGGAACCAUGUACGACUAUGAACGAGAAGUUUGCGAUCAUCCAGAACUUGUGACUUGCUGGACGGAAGAAAAUCGUUGUACAGGGCGUCAAAACGGGACUCUUAUUCCUGCUACAAAUUGCUCAAAUUUUAUAAUCUGCAUGAACGAGCUAGAAAAUGAAGAGGUCACUUGUGCACCCGCUGGUACACUGUUCGAUUACCAGAGAGAGGUGUGUGACCAUCCUGAGAAUGUACAGUGCUACGAAGGUGGUGCUUGUGCUGGUCGUCCUGACGGAUCUCUAGCACCUUCUCGAAACUGCAGCAACUUUUUCCGUUGCGAAAAUGAAGACAUCGCCGAGGAAAUCAACUGUCAGCCACAGGGUACAUAUUUCGACUGGCAGCGGGAGGUAUGUGACCAUCCGGAAAAUGUCGAAUGUGCAGAAUCGGGACCAUCCGGAAACAGUACCGUGGCACCACCGUUGCCAACAGACGAACCAACCCGUCCUCCAUUAGAUCCAAGUGUUCCAGUGGAUCUUUGCCGUGGCGUUACCGUUGGUAUGUUAGAACAUCCGACAGACUGUACGCGCUACGUUAUCUGUGUGUUGGGCCAACCUAAUGUACAGCAGUGUCCGGAAAAUUUCAUCUUUAUUGCGGAAACAGCAACCUGCGGUUUCGGUGAUCCAGUGACGUGUGUGCCUAACUCAGUUUGGAUUGAAGCAUACCUACGUGCCACUUCCUACGUUCGCUAA